AUGGUUAGUGAGUUCACCACAUCUCUGACUAAACACAAGCCAAAGCAAAAGCCUCGUGCUUUUGCUAUUCCGAUCUUGAAAGACACUAUAUCCGGUCUCUACUACACCAACAUGACCGUCGGGAAGCCACCACUCAACGUUCCUAGACAUCGUUGCACCACUUGCUUCGGCCCCUUCGGACCUACCUGCAGAAACGACACGUGUAUAUCUGGCGUCGAAUCCGACUUAGCCUUCACCCCAACCGUCAAUUAUCUAGUCAACGACGAUUUGAUGAUCCUACGCGACACGUCACCAUCAGCUUACUUAGCACCCAAACUCCCACUGAGAGCGAGUUUCGCUUGCGUAGGCGAUGGCUUUCAAGCCUAUACAAAGCUUCCGUACGGUUCUAACGGCGGUCUCGGACUCGGUAAUGCCUCGACGUCUUUCGUUAGCGCCCUGGUCUCUUCUUACAAGAUUCCCUUUAAAGUCGCUCUUUGUUUACCAUCCAAGCCCGGAAAUAACUAUUCCGGGGCUGUUUACAUCGGUGGCGGCCCCUAUGUGCUGCCACCGAACCGUGCAAGGAUCAGUUCUAGCUUGAUUCCUUACGGUCUCUUGGAGACUUCCAUUUACAAAUCUCUUGUCAAAGCUUUCGGGGGGAAAGCCAAGAAGCGAAAAGCCGUGGCUCCCUCCACUGACUGCUUUAGCUACAAAAGUUUUGGAGGAAAGUCUCUGUUGGAUAAAGAGAUUCCCGUAAUCAGUCUGGUGAUGGGGGGAGGAACCAAGUGGGAUAUCUAUGGCCCAAACUCGCUUGUGAAGGUAAAGAAAACCGUCGUGUGUCUAGCGUUUAUCGAUGCCGGAGUUGGUGUGAGAUUUCCGGUUGAGAUUGGAGGAUAUCAAGUAGAAGAUAACCUAAUCGAGUUCGAUCUUGAGGCUUCAAAGUUUUCAUUCACUUCUUCGCUUUUGCUUCACAACACAUCGUGUAGUCGUCCACUCUGA
Molecule: messenger RNA, 975 nt
Organism: Raphanus sativus (radish)
Lineage: Eukaryota; Viridiplantae; Streptophyta; Magnoliopsida; Brassicales; Brassicaceae
Product: probable aspartic proteinase GIP2
Exons: 4
Coding region: 1-975 (324 amino acids)
Biological process (GO): proteolysis
Molecular function (GO): aspartic-type endopeptidase activity
Source: RefSeq, a predicted model, not a curated record